This is a messenger RNA of Pieris brassicae (large cabbage white), 2460 nucleotides long. RefSeq names its product F-box only protein 42 (gene Fbxo42). Gene Ontology annotation, molecular function: protein binding. Lineage: Eukaryota; Metazoa; Arthropoda; Insecta; Lepidoptera; Pieridae. The coding region runs from base 383 to 2209 and encodes 608 amino acids. The transcript is spliced from 3 exons. The record is from RefSeq and is a predicted model, not a curated record.
UAUUUUAAACAAUGAAAACAAAAAAUUAUAAUAUUUUACUAGAUAUCUCAAAUUAGUUCGAUCUUAUAAUAAAGUUAAGAACUGCCUAAAAAUUAAAAGAAAAUACUAUGGUGCGUCGCCCUGUACUAAAACCUAUAAAAUAUUAUCGCUCCGAGAGUUAAAGUCCGAAAAAGUGAUACGGUUUAUUUAAAUUUUCAGCAAUCGCUUUCAAGUUUAUAUAUUUUCAAAAUCUUGCUGAAGUCGAAUUAUUUUGAUAAAUUACUUAUUAUUAUGCGCAGCUGAUAAAUCACGGUAUUCCUUUACCGUCAAUCUUACGACUAGCUAGGCUGAUAUUAUUGUAAUACACUUCUAUACUUCUGAUGCUUCCGUUUAUACUAUUGAAAUGGAAAUAAUACAUGAAUCUCUGAAGUUACAGUCUCUACAAAUUGGCAUUGAAGAUCUACCUGAUGAGGUCCUUGAAUUUAUUUUAGGUUUUUUGCCACCAUACAAAGACUUACAGAAUUGUAUGUCUGUUUGUAGAAGAUGGUGUGACUGUGCCCAAAAUGUCUUACGAAAAACAUCAAUUAAAUUGGUAAAGGCUGUUGGUGAUUUUAAUAUUCUAUGGAAAAAUAUUGUUUCUACUGAUGUUGUACCCACUAUUACUAAAAGAUUUUCCCAUGCUGCUUGUGUCUUGGAAAAUAAUAUGUAUGUAUUUGGUGGAUGUACAACAAAUGCUACAUCAUUUAAUGAUUUAUGGAGGUUUGAUCUCUCUAUGAGGCAAUGGAUUAGACCUCUGGCAACUGGAACAUACCCUGUUCCAAAGGCAUACACAACAAUGGUAAAUUAUAAAGCAUGGUUAAUUGUUUUCGGAGGUUGGACUUAUCCAUCACUUUCACAGUACUAUCAAAAUGUCACAAUGUUUAAUGAUGUACAUUUUUACUGUGUGAACACACAUAAAUGGAUGCUUAUAAGUGCAGCUAACGCCCCUCCGCCAAUGGCUGGACAUUCUGCAUGCAUUAGAGGUGAUGAAAUGGUUGUAUUUGGAGGGCUGGUAAUGUCAGCAGUACAAAACUUCCAAAUUCAAUGCUCAAAUGAUGUUUGGGUAUUUGAUAUUACUACAUUCACAUGGAGAAAACAGCCUACAACAAAACCGAGGCCACCUCCCCGAUAUGCCCAAUCCAUGAUUAGACUUGAUAGUGACAGAUUAAUGUUGUUAGGUGGGGUGCAAACACUACAAAAUAGAUUUGUAUAUAGUGAUUGUUGGAUAUUAACAAUGAAAGGUCCAACAUGGACUUGGAAAGAAAUAGCUGUUAGAAAUAAAGAGUGGGCUUCAGCAAAUAUUUGGUGUAACCCUGCUUGCAAAGUUGGAGAUAAAGUGGUCAGUUUAAGUAGAAGUAGAAAUGGAUGGAACACAGCUAAACCUAUGGUUACAUCAGCAGUAAGAUUAUCAAAUUUUAACAGACCAGAAGGUGCACCAGUCUCCGUAAGAGUUGAACAAAGUUUACAAAGGCCUAUAGACAGGGAUCAAAACAUUAAUGGAAGGCGUGGUGUCUUACCACGGCAACUAUCUCAUAGAGAGAACCAGCUUAAUCCUCCUGGUCAGCCAGUAGCUGGGCCAAGUAACAAUCAAAAUAGGAAUAUAGACCCUGGUGCUCAAAAUAAUUUAUCUCCUAUUUUAAGUCCAAAACCAUUAUUAUCUAGUGAUUUUGAUCAUAAUAAGAAAGAGUCCACAUUAAGGAGGAAUAAGAAUAAAGGAAUGAAAAUUGUUAGACAAUUACAGGAAGCUAAUAAAUAUAGGAUGGCUGCUUUUGCUUGUGAUGCUGCUCAAAAUGACCCACCACCUGAAAACGAUCUAAUCAAUCAAAGACAGAUUGCCCACUUAGAAAGAUUAGAGGCCAGAAAUGGUGAGGAUGAUCAACAUGGCAACCCACCUCAAAGACAACCAGCAGUUAAAAAAAUUAAGCGUAACACUUUAACUAUGCAUGUACUAGACAUUUCGACAGUAGUCAAUGGAAAUUCAAUGAAUUAUGUCUCUUGGUUGUGUCCACGAUUGGGAGAGAUUAAUGGAGCACCUGAAGAACUAGUGAUGUAUUCUUUAGUUAAAGGCAAUGGAGAACUUAUAAUGUUUGGUGGUGUACAUAAUGAUAUAAGUGUUCCAAAUUACAUUGAACAGCAACAUGUGUAUUCAAAUUCUAUUCAUUUUAUUAUGCCACCACGAGACAUUAUAUGAAUGUGUCCAAAUCACAAGCUUGAUGGCCUAUUUAUAAAAUUUGUAGUGUAGCUAAAGAAAAUAAUAAAAUUGUAAGCUUAAAUGCACUACUCAAAAUUACUAUAACACAAAGUAUUGCUUGAAAGGCUUGUGUUAAUCUAAAAAAAAGUAGACUUUUUAUAUUAAAAAAAAUUAUGAUUAAUUCAUGCAAUUGCAAAAAUCUGAAUUAAAAAGUAAAUGUAUAUAUUAUCUGACCUUACAUGUAUAUACUU